UUCACGCGCGCAUUGUUGACUGGUCGCUUUCGCUCGUUUCCAGCGAAAAUACUGCCAAACUGUUCUCGUCAGACCGAAACUUGUAACCAGUCUUAACGCGAAAUGUGUUCCUCUUCGACUUGUUGACAUCCACCAGUUAAUUAUCUCAGAAUAUCGAGCGGGUGUUGGUGAACUCGUGGCGCGCUCUGUCGGCGAGGAGCGCAGUGCGGCGGGCGGGACGCGCGGGGCAGGGCUUCCUCCCCCUGCUUCAGUUUCGGCUGUGACGUUGUGUAGAGAGGACGCGUUGCUGCGCGCCACGAAAAAGGAUCGUUCGCGCGGCAACUUUGAACAGUGACAGUGUGAAGGAGUGUACCGUGACAGAGAAUGUGUAUCGGAUUGCAGUGCGCUACCAAACGGAUGCAGUGAUUUGGAUCACAAUACUUGGAUUGCAGUGUUUUUGGAUUUGGAUUUUGCAUUUUUUCAACUAUCAAACUGGGGAUGCAUAAGAUGGAGCUCGGUGACAGCGUGUACGCCGCUGAGCGUAUCAUGAAGAGGAGAAUUAGAAAGAACAAAGUGGAGUAUUACGUGAAAUGGAAAGGGUGGAAGCCGAAGCACAAUACGUGGGAGCCGGAGGAAAACAUCCUAGACCCGCGACUCAUCGAGAGCUUCGAGCGCGGCGAGGAGCUCCGGCGGCAGGGCAGGAAGCGCGAGCGCGAGCACUCGCCCGCCGAGCGCGCGCGCAGCGGCUCCGAGGAGCGCCACCCGCCGCCCGGCAAGCGCAAGGCCGAGGUGCUGUCCCGCGAGUCCGGCAAGAUCGGCGUCACCAUCACCAUGAGCCCGCCCGCCGCCAAGCGCCACGACUCCACCAAGCUCAACGGUAGCCGCACCUCGCAUGCGGCGCACACCGCGCACGCAGCGCAGCCGCCGCCCCCGGCCGCGCCGCCCGGCGGGGCAGCCGCUCCCGCCUCGCCGGCCGCUGAAGCUGCAGCGCCUAGGACGGGCCCCAGACGGGCGCCACACUCCCCGGAGGAGGCUGACGCCCAUACUCCUCCAGAGCGCGAGAGGCGGACGGAGACUCAGCCCACUGCGACAGCACCUGCGGAGCCGAAGGGAGCGCAACCUCCGCCACCGGCCGCGCCGCAACCUGAGGAAGAGGAGGACUCGUGGGGCGAUGCGCCCGUGGCAGUGCCGGCGCCGCCACCGCCGCCCCCGGCGCCCCGGCGCGGCGCCGCCUACUGGAUGGCGCGCUCCCCCGUCGCCGACCAGAUCUUUAUCACCGACGUCACCGUCAACCUGCAGACGGUCACGAUACGCGAGUGCCGCACCGAGAAGGGUUUCUUUAGAUCUCGUGAGCACCGGCCGCUCGACGUCACGUAAGGUCUGCCGUGAUUAACUUUUUGGACUUGUACAAUAAUAGGUAGCUAGUAAUGAUUAGUUACUACGGACUUAUACCCGAAGAGAGGAGUGAAGUGAGAAGGUGUCUUUGUAGGCCUAAUGUAAACGACAUUAGAUUAGUGCUCAUCUAUCUGCUACUGAAUUGUUGGGAUGUUUAUUUAUUGUAGAUGGAAUUGUCUGAGUAAUUGACAAUGCUGCAGGGACUUGAUUGUAUGAAAGAGUCCCUGUGACUUUUGAAACAGAUUGUGCUGCUGGGUUUGUAUUAUAGAUAAAAUUAUGACCACCAGAUCUAACAAUUAAUAGACAAAUUGUUGUCAAUUGUUGAAAAUAGAGACUUCUAUAUUUUAUAAUGUUGAAUUUAUUGAUUGACUGGGUGUCUGGUGUACCUCCAAGCAGAUAAUGUAUUUUAACUAAACCUAUAAUUUAAAACCACCAAUACCUUUUGUAUACCUUCCAUUAUUAAUUAAGUGCUCUGCUUGUGAACUAAAUGUAAGAGAAAUAAUUUUACCCAGUGUGACCCCUUAAAAAAUAGGUACCAAGUUAAUAAUAAUUUUUGUAUUGAAUCUCAGCAAAAAAUAAAAUGAAAAAAAUUAAUGUUUUAUCAGUUUAUUAUACUCAACCAAUUUUUAACAUUAUGUUAAUUCGUCAUUGUAAAAAAUCCUUAGUUUUGUUUUUUAUUAGUCUUUUUAUUGUUGUUGUUAUUUAUGUGAACUUAAUUUAAUGUUGAAUAAUUUUCCAUUCACUAUUUUACCCCAGUCUUUGAUAAAAUUUAUUGUACUUUUAUAAGUUGUAAUAAAAAAAAACUUUUUGUAUACCUAACAAUAACUACAUUUGCAACAUUGAGUAAAUAACGUCGCGGGUAAAAAUUUCGCGGUUUUUGACCACCCAGUGUUGCAACUAGUAAAUUAUAUUCUUGAAAGAAAGACGAAAGCCUCUUUUCUAUUUAACUAUAUAAAAUUAGGUACUGUUGGUUUAUAAAAUGAACUGAUUGUUUUUUUUUAUGUAAAUAGUAUUCUUUGUAGUCCUGUGCUAAUAAGUUAUUUUUUUUUAUAAUUUAAUUUUAAGAUCACAUGAUUCCGGACGCUUUUCGUGUUCCUUUUAUUGUUAUUUGGUUCCUUUAAUAAUUAAAUAAUAAUGAUUAUAAGUAUUUUCCUGAACGGAUGUGAAUGGAUGGAUUCUCCUACUAUUUAAGUUCAUUGUAUAUUUUACUUAAUGCAUUUGUAUGUGGAAAUGGUUUAUGUAAAUAUUGUAAAUAUAAUUUUAGAGAACUUGUUUUAUAAUGUGAUAGAAUUUCACAUGAUAGUCUGUAAAUAAAUGAGAAUGAAUUAGA
Molecule: messenger RNA, 2704 nt
Organism: Helicoverpa armigera (cotton bollworm)
Lineage: Eukaryota; Metazoa; Arthropoda; Insecta; Lepidoptera; Noctuidae
Gene: Pc
Product: chromobox protein homolog 7
Exons: 3
Coding region: 478-1356 (292 amino acids)
Biological process (GO): negative regulation of transcription by RNA polymerase II
Cellular component (GO): chromatin; PRC1 complex
Molecular function (GO): chromatin binding
Source: RefSeq, a predicted model, not a curated record